CCGCCGCUGGACCUAGACCCCGUGGGAUGGGGACGCAAGCUGUACCCGACGGGAGCGCCGAGAUCCUCGGCAGGUGGGCUGAUGUUCGGACUGCACCACCAGGAGGCGGCAGGCGGGCUGGCUCAGCCUCGCGGGCCUGUCACCUCGCUCAAGGAGGAACCCCUGGCGCGCGCCUGGAUGACACCCGGGGCACUAGUUGACAACACCAACAGCGUGGGCGUGGGGCGAGCACACUUCGAGAAACAGCCACCCAGCAACCUGCGCAAGAGCAACUUCUUCCACUUCGUGGUCGCGCUCUACGACCGCGCUGGACAACCCGUUGAGAUUGAGAGGACAGCGUUCAUUGGAUUUAUAGAAAAGGACCAAGAAGCCGAAGGACAGAAGACUAACAAUGGAAUUCAAUACAGACUUCAACUACUGUAUGCCAAUGGUAUACGUCAAGAACAAGACAUCUUCGUUAGGCUCAUUGACUCCGUCACAAAACAGCCAAUCGUCUACGAGGGUCAAGAUAAGAAUCCAGAAAUGUGCAGAGUGCUGUUAACCCACGAAGUAAUGUGCAGUCGAUGUUGCGACAAGAAAAGCUGUGGAAAUAGAAACGAAACGCCUUCGGAUCCUGUUAUAAUUGAUCGAUUUUUUCUUAAAUUCUUUCUGAAAUGCAAUCAGAAUUGUUUGAAAAACGCUGGCAACCCUAGAGAUAUGAGAAGAUUUCAAGUGGUGAUAUCAACACAAGUAAUGGUGGACGGUCCGCUGCUGGCUAUAUCAGACAACAUGUUCGUGCAUAACAACAGCAAGCAUGGCCGGCGCGCCAAGCGCCUCGACCCGUCUGAAGGUACUGACGCCGCGCCAGACAAUCAUUCAGGUCUGUAUCCACCCCUGCCGGUCGCGACGCCUUGUAUCAAAGCGAUAUCACCCAGCGAAGGCUGGACCUCAGGAGGUUCCACUGUCAUUAUUGUAGGGGACAACUUCUUCGACGGGCUUCAAGUUGUGUUUGGAACAAUGUUAGUUUGGAGUGAGUUAAUAACAUCACACGCGAUACGGGUGCAGACGCCGCCGCGACACAUACCGGGCGUCGUCGAGGUGACCCUCUCAUACAAGAGCAAGCAGUUCUGCAAGGGAGCGCCCGGCAGAUUUGUAUAUGUUUCAGCGCUCAACGAGCCUACGAUAGACUACGGCUUCCAACGACUGCAGAAAUUGAUACCGAGGCAUCCAGGCGACCCUGAGAAAUUACCGAAGGAGAUAAUCCUGAAGCGAGCGGCAGACCUAGCGGAGGCGCUGUACUCGAUGCCGCGCAACAAUCAGCUGCUGCCGCGGUCGCCGCCACCCUCUGCGCCCUUCAACACCUAUGCGCAGGACGCCACCCCUCACCAGUGGACAGAAGGCUUUUUCUUUUAGAGGAGUACGCGCGCAGCGGCGGCUCUGUUUCUCCGAGGUACUGCGCGGGCGCCGCCACGCCGCACUA
Papilio machaon (common yellow swallowtail) is the source of this 1459-nucleotide messenger RNA. It is a transcript of the gene kn, whose product is annotated as transcription factor collier. Bases 82 to 1392 code for a protein of 436 amino acids. Lineage: Eukaryota; Metazoa; Arthropoda; Insecta; Lepidoptera; Papilionidae. Gene Ontology annotation, biological process: regulation of transcription by RNA polymerase II. The transcript has 14 exons. Gene Ontology annotation, molecular function: RNA polymerase II cis-regulatory region sequence-specific DNA binding; DNA-binding transcription factor activity, RNA polymerase II-specific. The record is from RefSeq and is a predicted model, not a curated record.